This is a messenger RNA of Leptopilina boulardi, 808 nucleotides long. It is a transcript of the gene mRpL40, whose product is annotated as 39S ribosomal protein L40, mitochondrial. Gene Ontology annotation, cellular component: mitochondrial ribosome; mitochondrial large ribosomal subunit. The record is from RefSeq and is a predicted model, not a curated record. Bases 140 to 748 code for a protein of 202 amino acids. The transcript is spliced from 5 exons. Lineage: Eukaryota; Metazoa; Arthropoda; Insecta; Hymenoptera; Figitidae.
AUGUGCUUUCUGUUCGGAGUUGUUCGGGGGGACUUCUUUCAAAACAAACCAAAACUCUAGUUUUUAUGGUUAUGUUUAAAUUAUAAUAUUUAUUAUUGUAAUUGUUAAUUAGUGAAAUUAAAUAAUAUUUUGCGAAAAAAUGAUAUCAGGAAUACUCUCCUCCCUUUCCAGAUUAUCCAUUGGCAAUGUACAAGGAACCGGAAGAACUUUCACUACAAAUACAAUUCCUCUUUAUUUCAAUGCAACACAAAUUCUUUGUGCAGAACCUUUAAAAAAGAAAAGAAGAAUUGAUCCUGCUGUUCUAAAGCGGAGAUUUGAGAGAAAGACAAGAAAAAUGCAAAAAGAAAUUCGCAGAUUAGAAAGAGCUAAAAAAACUUUAAAACCAAUAAUGGAACUGGAGGUACCAAAAGAGAUUUAUAUGGAAAAGAAUUUGAGGAUAAGAAAAUUACCGAAAAUGUCGGAGGAAGUUGCAGCUGAGAGAAUUGAAAUAAGAGACAAGUGGGCUCAUUAUAAACUGUUGGAGUAUAUGAAAGAUAUGAAAACUUUGGAAAGUAUUCGAAAUUCUCAAGAGAAAGCACUAAAGGCUCUUCGAGAGGAAUCUGAAGAACUAUAUCAAGAAGCAAUACAAUUGGAUCUUUCUUAUUUACCGUAUGAAGUAUCAGGUCCAACUAUCACGCCACCCAUCGAAAAUUAUAAAUCACCAGAUGGAGAUCAUUUUGAUAUUACGAAAAAAUAUGAAGGAGAAUAAUAUAAAAAAUAUAUAUGUUAAUAAAUUUUUAGCUCGCAGAAUAAAUUUUGUUUCUUUUUA